GAGAGAGAAUGAAGAAUGACGGCGAACUUUAUAAACUCCAAACCUAGCCGGGAACUUCAGAGAAGCCAAACGUGCUUCUAGCGGCCAAGCCUCCUCUCUCCCUUGGAAUAGGGGUUCUUUGCCCUUUACGAGAAACCCUAAAAUCUCCAUAGCUCCUUCAAUGGAGGAUCGCAGAGUCUCAUCAGACGGAAAAUAUCGGUUGUACGACCCUUACAAGGAACUGCAGCCUACCGCAAGCAACGCUUACAACAUUUACAAGCUCCCAACCUCACCCGAGUUCCUCUUCUCUGAAGAAGCAGUCAUUAAUAGAAGAUCAUGGGGUGAAAACCUUCAAUACUACACAGGCUGUGGAUAUGCUGGAGGCGCCAUUACAGGUGGCGCGAAGGGUUUAAUCCAAGGUCUGACAGCCAGCGAACAUGGUGAUACUAUGAAACUUCGGGUUAGUAGGGUAUUGAAUGCAUCAGGCCAUACAGGAAGGAGAUAUGGGAAUACGCUCGGUGUUAUAGGUCUGCUUUAUGCUGGUUUAGAGAGUAGCAUCACUGCUUAUAGGGACACAGAUGAUAUUGCCAACAGUAUUGUGGCUGGAUUGGGAACAGGUGUGCUUUAUAAGAUGGCGUCCGGGCCGAGGUCGGCAGCACUGGCUGGGGCGAUUGGGGGACUAGCAGUUGGCGCCAUGAUGGCGGGGAAGCAAGCGCUCAAAAGAUAUGUUCCAAUAUGAUUUCUCUGUUGUUUUUUUGGGCGAUAUCUCUAUUUAUUUCUUUAGUUUUAUUUGGACCUUGUUCAUGGGGAUCAUUUGAUCCUUUUUGAUGGUCUACCAUUUUGGCUGAUCUAGGACUUGAUGUCCUGUUUUUUUAUCAGAGAUGUUUUGAAAUAUAUGGAAGAGGGAGUUACAUUAAGUUAUGUUUUAAAUAAUUGGUGGAUUUUAUUAAAGUGGAUGUAAUUGUUGAUGUUGGGUGUUCACCAAUCUGUCGACUUAUCAGUUCACAUUGAUUACAUGGAUUAUACCAUAUGUUUACAUGA
Amborella trichopoda is the source of this 1020-nucleotide messenger RNA. RefSeq names its product mitochondrial import inner membrane translocase subunit TIM23-2. NCBI's taxonomy places the organism in Eukaryota, Viridiplantae, Streptophyta, Magnoliopsida, Amborellales, Amborellaceae. The record is from RefSeq and is a predicted model, not a curated record. Gene Ontology annotation, molecular function: transmembrane protein transporter activity. Gene Ontology annotation, cellular component: TIM23 mitochondrial import inner membrane translocase complex. Gene Ontology annotation, biological process: protein import into mitochondrial matrix.